Nothobranchius furzeri (turquoise killifish) is the source of this 1411-nucleotide messenger RNA. RefSeq names its product leucine rich repeat containing 23 (gene lrrc23). Lineage: Eukaryota; Metazoa; Chordata; Actinopteri; Cyprinodontiformes; Nothobranchiidae. The record is from RefSeq and is a predicted model, not a curated record. Gene Ontology annotation, molecular function: protein binding.
AAAACAUUGAGCUAAUGUAACUGGUGAUUGUGUACUUGUUUUUGGUUAGAAGCUAUUAGUGAUUGCUGAAACAUUUGGGUGUGUAUCAAGUUGGUUGUUGGCUCCUUUUUGUCAAAGCUAACUGCCCAGGAUGUCCGAAAUGGAUGUCAAUGGAGACCUGUCGGAUGUGGAGGGAGAGGAUGAAGCUAACGCUGUAAGAGAGUUAACGAAAGAUGACAUCCAUGAGAGGCUCUCGUUACUGUGGCGGAUAGGAAAUGGAUAUACUUUCGUCAGACUGGACCUUCCCAACAACUCACUGAGUGACGUAUCGGUAAUCAGCAGGUAUAUCCACAUACGCUUUCUGGACCUGACCAACAACAACCUUACUGAUCUUUCUCCUCUGGCAGCUCAGGAUCAUUUGCUUUGGCUCAAGGUUGACAAAAAUGCGGCGGCAUCUUUUAAGGGGCAACCCUUUGCUGGGUUUCCCUUCCUGCAGUGGCUGAGUAUAGCAGCAAACAGGGUAACAGACCUAGAUGGCCUGGUUGGGCCUGCUGCCUUGGAAAGCCUCAAUCUUACAGGAAACAGCAUUCAGCUACUGAAUAGUUUUCAGAGUGACAACUUUACCAACCUGGUUCUCUUGGGAAACAAGUUGGAAACUACCAAAGGCAUUAACCUUCCAAACUUGCGCAAAUUAUAUUUGGCCCAAAAUGUUAUCACUCGCCUUGAGGGUUUGGAAAAGCUGGAGCGUCUCACAAUUCUUCAUCUUCGAGACAACCAGCUUGAAUCUUUGGAUGGUCUCAGUCCCUGCUUGAAGAGUCUUCAGUACCUCAAUGUCAGAGACAAUGCACUGUCUGAUGCUGAGGCCCUGCAAAGCCUCUGCCAUGUGUCACAAACCCUGCGAGCUGUAGUCCUUACUGGAAAUCUGCUGGCGGGAAUGCCAGGCUACCACCUGGAAGUGCUGAAGCUAAUGCCACAGCUGCAGCGACUUGACAAAGACCCUGUCACCCCCGAGGAGAGAAGUCAAGCACAAGAGGAAUUCAGGUUUCAGGAACUUCAAGAAUAGGAAACACCUCAGCGGUAAGAUUUCGAAAGAUGGGUGAAUAAGGACGUGUUGGCCUGAACGUUUCUGAAGAAGCAGGACUUCACUCCGUAAAGGAGGAACUUUGUGAUCUUCCUAGGAAAUAUUUUACCUAUUUUUUUUUUGUUUAAAAUAUUUUAGUCUUCAUUCUACAGCUAACAAUAAAACAGUUUCAUCAUUUUUUCCCGAUUGAUUCAUUGAAUGUAACAUGUCUUGUGAGUGGUGAUUGAAGGAUCACUGAAACAGAAACUUUUAUUGUGGGAAGUUUUUUUUACUGCGUAAGAAUGAGAGCACAAAAUCUGAGUACUUCCCUGUUGGCAGCCAUCCAACUACAGAUUUAAAGGAACAGUGUGU